Molecule: messenger RNA, 3448 nt
Organism: Pygocentrus nattereri (red-bellied piranha)
Lineage: Eukaryota; Metazoa; Chordata; Actinopteri; Characiformes; Serrasalmidae
Gene: ids
Product: iduronate 2-sulfatase
Exons: 9
Coding region: 125-1789 (554 amino acids)
Molecular function (GO): iduronate-2-sulfatase activity
Source: RefSeq, a predicted model, not a curated record
GCUUUAAAACCCGGAAAACAUUAAAAAAACAUGCCGAGGGAAAUUCAGUGAUGUAACGCGGGGAGUUUUUUAUUUCUUUUUUACAGCCGUAUGAGGGUUUCGAUUAAUCGUUAACGGGUCAAGGAUGCUUUCAAAAGCGCAGGCAUGGCUGUCUGUGUUGCUGUUACACUUCAUGGAGCCGUGUAUAUUUGCCAAAGGGGAAUUCAAUGUGCUGUUCAUCAUAGCUGACGAUCUGAGACCAACUCUGGGCUGCUACUCUGAUCCAGUUGUAAAGUCACCAAACAUUGAUCAGCUCGCCUCUAGAAGUACAGUGUUCUACAACGCCUAUGCGCAGCAAGCAGUAUGUGGCCCAAGCAGGACCUCUUUCCUAACAAGCCGAAGACCAGACACCACCAAACUGUAUGACUUCAACUCAUACUGGAGAGUCAGUGCAGGAAACUACACUACGCUCCCUCAGUACUUCAAAGCGAACGGGUACACAACCUUGUCUGUGGGGAAAGUUUUCCAUCCAGGCAUCGCCUCCAAUCACACGGAUGAUUACCCAUACAGCUGGUCUGUACCGCCGUAUCAUCCACCCUCUUUCAGCUAUGAAAAGAGGAAGGUUUGUAAAAAUAAAGAUGGAACACUUCACAGUAACCUGCUGUGCCCAGUGAACGUGUCCGAGAUGCCUUUGAGAACCCUACCUGAUCUGGAGAACGCUGAAGAGGCCAUAAGGCUGCUAAAGCAGAUGAAAGAGAGCCCCUUCUUUCUAGCAGUGGGCUUCUACAAACCUCACAUUCCCUUCCGAAUCCCACAGGAGUACCUCAAGCUCUAUCCCAUUGAGAACAUGACGUUGGCUCCAGAUCCAGAUGUUCCUAAGAAGCUUCCGGACGUGGCCUACAACCCGUGGACUGACAUUCGGGAGAGAGAGGAUGUCAAGGCUCUGAAUCUUAGCUUUCCAUAUGGACCAAUCCCUAAAGACUUUCAGCUGCGUAUUCGACAGCACUACUUUGCCUCUGUGUCGUAUAUGGAUGCUCAGGUUGGAAGGGUCCUGCAGGCUCUUGAUGAUCUAGAUUUGUCCAAGAAGACCAUUGUAGCGUUCACUUCAGACCAUGGCUGGUCCCUCGGCGAGCACGGGGAAUGGGCCAAGUACAGCAACUUUGAUGUGGCCACCCGUGUGCCAUUAAUAGUGUACAAGCCAGGUGUGACCUCGCCUCUACCUCGGCCUGGAGAGAAGACUUUCUCCUACGUGGACGUGUUUGAAAACACACAGGAGCAGUUUGGCAAAGGCUAUAAGGUGCACAGCAUGGUGGAGCUGGUGGAUGUCUUCCCCACUCUGGCCUCCAUGGCUGGGCUGCCAUUGCUUCACCACUGCCCUGUCCCCUCUUUCAAAGUCCAGCUGUGCACAGAGGGCUUCAGCCUGGCCCGCAUACUUGGCCGCCAAGAGUGGACCAUCAAACACCAGUCCUACGCCUACAGCCAGUACCCGCGGCCCUCCGACACCAUCCAACAAAACUCGGACCUGCCAAACCUGGCUGACAUCCGGGUCAUGGGCUACUCGCUGCGCUCCAACGACUACCGCUACACUCUGUGGGUGAGCUUCGACCCCGUCCACUUUCUGGCCAACCUGACGGACAUUCACGCGGGCGAGCUUUACAUCCUCUCUGAAGAUCCAGGCCAGGACAACAACAUCUUCGAUGAGUUUACUCGGGCCCUGUUAAAGCUCGGUGCUCAGCCCCAAUGGACUGAGAGCCUGAAGCAGCACUUGAUGUAUUUCACCGCAUCCUCAAAAACAAAAUGGACUCUGUGAUCUUUUUUCAUUGUACUGUAGCAAAAAGGGAGAAUUUGAGUGCAUUACUUCUUUUUUUUCUGCUUUGUUACAACGAUCUGAAGCAGUGACACAUUUUGUACCACUUUGCUGUCACGUUGUGUGUUACGCCGUGGUAGAUUUCUCUCAUUUUUGAAAAUGACCUCUAGCACUUUUAUUUUAGUGUUACAAUGAAAACUUAGUUACUGCUUAGAAAAAGGGAACUGCAGGGAAAAAUACCUUGAAAAUACCUCAGAAAUACCUCUUUAAGGUCACAGAAUGGAAAGUGUGCCUUACAUUGUUGAGAGCUGUAAAGUGUGAGAUAGCUUCCUUGUCCAUUUUGUAAUGUUGCCAAACGCAGAGUGAAGUCGAGCAACGAACGAAAGAAAAGGCAAAAUGCGUUUCGAUUAAGCGGCAGAGGGAUGGAAAGCCUUGCUCAGACAACACUUUGAUUUAGCAAUUUAUCAGGUCACUAAGUCGUAAUUGUAUUUUCUCUCGGAGGCCGAUGGAGAUUUUCUCGGAGCUAAACUCUUGUUUUUCGAGGCACUGUGAUGAAAAUCAACUUAAAUAUAGAAUUCCGAGGCGCAGCGGAGUUGCCAAGGCAAUUAGAUGUUUAAAUGUGAAAACUUGCAAAUUACAUUGCUCGGAUACACCUCGGGAGAAUAGUUUAACAAUGAUGAAUGUUUUGGCCGACAUCAAAAAAAAGAAGGGAAAUGAUUAUUCAGGUGUGGCUGUAGCAUCCUACUGUUAAAUUAGCACUGCUUACCGCUUCACACUCAGUCAUCCUGGGCCUCACUCCCUGGACUCUGUUUUUUAAAAGACCUUCCCUCCCCUACCUUAUACCCUCUUUUCAGGUUUUGUUUUCCUCCUUCUCACACUCUCAUGUUGGAUGCCACACUGUUUACUCCCACAAAAUAUAAAUUAUUUUUGAGGGAAACUAUUCAAUAUUUAUGUGGAGUCAAAUAAAUAUAUAUAUUUUUCCUCCAAUCUGGAAAAACACAAAGCGAGUGCAUAGGCUGUGUCUGUAUGCGUCUGUCCUUUUUUUUUUAGUCUCUUUUUUUCCCCCUCCCAAAUAUAUUCUUAUAAAUGUGCAGCACGAGCGUUCUAGUGGGGGUGAUCCUCAGGGAGCGCCAAUGCAUUCGGCUCCAGCAGACAGGCUUCAUUGCCAGCUGGUCCGGAAAAUUCCACUGCUGUCUCUCUCUCUCUCCUUUUUUUUCCCUUUCUUGUCAUCUAAAAGCAAGGUUAGGGCAGUCGGAGAUGGAUCCCAGUGCUGAUUGAAGCUGAUAUUUUAACCGCACGCACAAAAUUAGCUUUGCAUUCGUGUCCUGGAAACUACCAUUACAAGGCUGUAGUUCUUUUUGGAAUGUGGUUUGAAUUUUGUACUAUGUUUCAGGCUCAAUAGCAUCAUUUGAACUCGGUCACAAAUACAAAAAGACCUGUUUUAUGGCAUAAAUAUUUCAUCUAUCUAUCUAUCUAUCUAUCUAUCUAUCUAUCUAUCUAUCUAUCUAUCUAUCUAUCUAUCUAUCUAUCUAUCUAUCUAUCUAUCUAAUGUGGUAUUGUCUGUUACCAUGUUCUUUUAAAUAGGAUUAUGCUGAGGAAGACAAACAUUCAGAGGGAGAGAGAAUUUGACUUGGUGAUGAUAAAUGAUUUGUAUUAACCACA